Messenger RNA from Stylophora pistillata, 1422 nucleotides. RefSeq lists its product as uncharacterized. The record is from RefSeq and is a predicted model, not a curated record. Lineage: Eukaryota; Metazoa; Cnidaria; Anthozoa; Scleractinia; Pocilloporidae.
AUAGGCAAAAUGUUUAGACAUGACUCACGAAAUCUCGCUUGUUGUCUUUUGUCAUAGUUUUGUGUUCUACUGCUCUGUGUUCCGAAUCUAUGCACAAACAAGGUUGGAGCCAGAGAAGCCGUUAUUAAAUCAGGUUUGAGUGAAUACUGCAGUAUGAUGAGAAUGAUAAAAAAAUGAUAAAAGUGGUAACAUGAUAUAGAAUAACAAUUUUAUUAGACAUUUUAAUACUAGUAGUAACAAUAGUGACACUUUGAUUCCUCAUUAAUGUGAAGAAAAAUCACGAAAAUCACUACUCAAUAAUAAUAAUAAUAAGAGUAGUAAUAAUAAAAUUAAUAAUUAUGGUGAUUGAAAUGUUUAUUAUUCAGAAUAUAAUAAUACCAGUCUUUAUCACAAAAGAUUUUAAUCAUGUACAAUAAUAUAAUCCAGAAAUUGAAUCCAUGUUAAAAACUAUGCAAUAAAAGUAGAGCUGAUAAAAUCUAAAAUUUCACAAUCAGAUUAUUCCCUCUAUUGUCUGGACAUCAAAAUCAGCAUUCCUUGCAUCACGGGGGGUCUCAUUUCUCCUGAACACCUCAAGCAGAUGAGGGUGGAUCUUAAAAGAGUAAAGGAUGUUUUUGUCCCAAUCCAGGAGAUCAUCUUUGCAUGUGGCUCUCUUCUUUAAAGCCGUCAGCUUUGCAAGGAAUUUUUUUGUCUGGUGAUUUUUGUAAUGUUAAACAUUGGAGAAGACCUAAUGCAGUGUUUUGAUAAUAACCAUUGGCAUAUGGCCACCCCCCGGUUAGCUCAAUUGGUUAGAGCGCCAGAUUGUGUUGUGCUGGAGGUCCACAUCAGCAAAAAUUGCUGCCACAAACUCAACCUGCUCAAACAAACAAAGAUAGAUGAAUGAAUGAAUGCAUUGCAAGAAAACCUCCCACACCACCAAUCUUUGGGGAAAUUUGUCCAGUCUUGGUUCUGUAUCAUAGAAAGACAACUUUGUACCACCUGGUACAACUGAAACCAAGCAAAAGUUAUGAAUUGCGAGUGUCAUACCCUUCAACGACCCCAACAGAUUUUUAUAUCCGGGUGAUUCCUCGUGAAGCUCUACAUGGCAGAAAAACAAGGAAAAUCUUAAAUAUUGAAAAACUAGUGUUUGAUAAUGGGUUAAAGGAGCAAUAUGCAAAUGUCACAGCAGUCAGAACUGGACUUCCUUAUAAUCCUGCAAGUUUAGCUGAGCCUGUAGUUUACAAUAUAGUGCUUGAAGAACUUUUAUUGGGAAUUCCUUGGCAUACAUGGAGGCUCGGUGUUCUUGUUCUUCUUAUUGUGUACAUAGCCUUCAAAUAUCUUGUUCCUUGCUUCCUUUUGUAUAUUGAAGAAAAUUUAAGAAUAUAUGACAAAAGAUAACUGUUGUGUGCAAUAAAUUCUACUGAUUCUGUCUGAUCACUGAUUAUC